Molecule: messenger RNA, 1212 nt
Organism: Candidozyma duobushaemuli
Lineage: Eukaryota; Fungi; Ascomycota; Pichiomycetes; Serinales; Metschnikowiaceae
Gene: AAT22
Product: Aat22p
Exons: 1
Coding region: 1-1212 (403 amino acids)
Biological process (GO): L-aspartate biosynthetic process
Cellular component (GO): cytosol
Molecular function (GO): L-aspartate:2-oxoglutarate transaminase activity; pyridoxal phosphate binding
Source: RefSeq, a predicted model, not a curated record
AUGACUGUUUCUUCGUAUUUUGCAAAUCUCGACGACUCGCCUCCAGACCCAAUCGCCCAGCUCAUGGAGGCGUCGGCUGCCGACCCCAACCCAGACAAAAUCGACGUCUCCAUCGGUGUCUACAAGUGUGACAAGGGAAACCCCCACUAUGUAUUUCCAUGCGUGGAGCAGGCAAAGAAGCAAUUAGCCGAAAAUGACCCUGGCCACUGCUACACGAACAUGACGGGUAUUCCGGCCUUCCGCCAGCUGGCCCAGCGCACCAUCUUUGGUGAAAACCACGACAAUGUUGUGUCUCUCCAAGCCAUCUCUGGCCUGGGCUCUUUGCACUUUGCCUUUGCCUUUUUGAGAUCCGCGGGUCUCAAAGACUUCUACGUGGGCGUGCCUGCCUGGGGUAACUACCAGGGCAUGAUCGAGCACGUUGGCGGUGUUUUCCACAGCUACAAGUACUUUGACGAAGCUUCGCGUGGAGUGGAUUUUGCAUCCACCAUCGAGGCGCUCAAUACCGCUCCUGCACGUUCUGUCUUUGUCCUCCAGGCAGUCUGCCACAACCCGACCGGUUGCGACUACACGCAGGACCAGUGGCUGCAAAUCAUCACCUUGCUUAAAGAAAGAGACUUAUUCCCUGUGUUUGACAUUGCCUACCAGGGUUUUGCCAGCGGCUCGGUUGACACCGACGCUUGGGCCAUCAGACAGGCCUACGCCUCGGGCAUCGAGUUCAUGGUGUGCCAGAGUUUCUCGAAAAACAUGGGCCUCUACGCAGAGAGAGCAGGCUGUCUCCAUGUGGUGGUCAACGACAAGAACAGUGUGGCCAAUGUCACUUCGCAAUUGACUGCUCUUGCCCGUCACGAGAUCUCUUUUGCUCCUGCCUUUGGCGCCAGAGUUGCCACUAUAGUUCAGACCGACCCUGCCAUUCUGCAGCAGUGGAAGACCGACGUUGCCGACGUUUGCAACCGUAUUAAGCAGGUUCGUCACCAGAUCGUCGAGAAGCUCGAGAAGCUCCAGACCCCAGGCAACUGGGACCACGUGGUUCAGCAAAACGGCUUGUUCUGCUUCACGGGCUUGACGCCAUUGCAGGUUCAAAAAUUGAUCCUGGAACACUCCAUCUACCUCACAGCCAACGGCCGUAUCAACGUGGCCGGCCUCAAUCUGUCUAAUUUGGACGCCUUCUGCCGUGCCGUUGACGCCGUCGUCAGAAAGUAUCCUGCCGCUUAG